Messenger RNA from Piliocolobus tephrosceles (Ugandan red Colobus), 1891 nucleotides. It is a transcript of the gene B4GALT2, whose product is annotated as beta-1,4-galactosyltransferase 2. The coding region runs from base 52 to 1170 and encodes 372 amino acids. Gene Ontology annotation, cellular component: Golgi apparatus. Gene Ontology annotation, molecular function: galactosyltransferase activity. Gene Ontology annotation, biological process: carbohydrate metabolic process. Lineage: Eukaryota; Metazoa; Chordata; Mammalia; Primates; Cercopithecidae. The transcript is spliced from 6 exons. The record is from RefSeq and is a predicted model, not a curated record.
CCGGCAGCCGGAUGCCCGGGCCCACUGGGCGGGCCAGCGGCCGCCUGCGGGAUGAGCAGACUGCUGGGGGGGACGCUGGAGCGCGUCUGCAAGGCUGUGCUCCUUCUCUGCCUGCUGCACUUCCUUGUGGCCGUCAUCCUCUACUUUGACGUCUACGCCCAGCACCUGGCCUUCUUCAGCCGCUUCAGUGCCCGAGGCCCUGCCCGUGCUCUCCACCCAGCUGCCAGCAGCAGCAGCAGCAGCAGCAACUGCUCCCGGCCCAACGCCACCGCGUCUAGCUCCGGGCUCCCUGAGGUCCCCAGUGCCCGGCCCGGUCCCACGGCUCCUAUGCUGCCACCCUGUCCUGACUCGCCACCUGGUCUUGUGGGCAGACUGCUGAUCGAGUUCACCUCACCCAUGCCCCUGGAGCGGGUGCAGAGGGAGAACCCAGGCGUGCUCAUGGGUGGCCGAUACACACCGCCCGACUGCACCCCAGCCCAGACGGUGGCGGUCAUCAUCCCCUUUAGACACCGGGAACACCACCUGCGCUACUGGCUCCACUAUCUACACCCCAUCUUGAGGCGGCAGCGGCUGCGCUACGGUGUCUAUGUCAUCAACCAGCAUGGUGAGGACACCUUCAACCGGGCCAAGCUGCUCAACGUGGGCUUCCUAGAGGCGCUGAAGGAGGAUGCCGCCUAUGACUGCUUCAUCUUCAGCGAUGUGGACCUGGUCCCCAUGGAUGACCGCAACCUAUACCGCUGCGGCGACCAACCCCGCCACUUUGCCAUUGCCAUGGACAAGUUUGGCUUCCGGCUGCCCUAUGCUGGCUACUUUGGAGGUGUGUCAGGCCUGAGUAAGGCUCAGUUUCUGAGAAUCAAUGGCUUCCCCAACGAGUACUGGGGCUGGGGUGGCGAGGAUGAUGACAUCUUCAACCGGAUCUCCCUGACUGGGAUGAAGAUCUCACGCCCAGACAUCCGAAUCGGCCGCUACCGCAUGAUCAAGCACGACCGCGACAAGCAUAACGAACCCAACCCUCAGAGGUUUACCAAGAUUCAAAACACGAAGCUGACCAUGAAGCGGGACGGCAUUGGGUCAGUGCGGUACCAGGUCUUGGAGGUGUCUCGGCAACCACUCUUCACCAAUAUCACAGUGGACAUUGGGCGGCCCCCGUCGUGGCCCCCUCGGGGCUGACACUAAUGGACAGAGGCUCUCGGUGCCGAGGAUUGCCUGCCAGAGGACUGACCACAGCCUGGCUGGCAGCUGCUCUGUGGAGGACCUCCAGGACAGACUGUGGGCUUUGUUUUCCGAGGGUCUUCAAUAGGCCCCCUAGCUAUACCUGGAAGUUUCAGAACCCACUUUGGGGGCCUCCUGCCUGGGCAGGCUCUUCAAGUGUGGCCCUCUUUGGAGUCAACCCUCCUUCCUGACCCUCUCCCCCUAGCCCAGCCCCAGUCACUGUCAGGGUCGGGCCAGCCCCUGCACUGCCUCGCGGAGUGGCCUGGGCUAGGUCACUCCACCUCUCUGUGCCUCAGUUUCCCCCCUUGAGUCCCCUAGGGCCUGGAAGGGUGGGAGGUGUGUCUAGGGGGCAGUGUCUCUUCCAGGGGGAAUUCUCAGCUCUUGGGAACCCCCUUGCUCCCAGGGGAGGGGAAACCUUUUUCAUUCAACAUUGUAGGGGGCAAGCUUUGGUGCGCCCCCUGCUGAGGAGCUGCCCCAGGAGGGGACCAGAGGGGAUGCGGUGUCGCUGCCUGGGAUCUUGGGGUUGGCCUUUGCAUGGGAGGCAGGUGGGGCUUGGAUCAGUAAGUCUGGUUCCCGCCUCCCUGUCUGAGAGAGGAGGCAGGAGCCCCAGGGCCGGCUCGUGUUUGUACAUUGCACAGAAACUUGUGUGGGUGCUUUAGUAAAAAACGUGAAUGAAGCA